UCCCCUCCCUAUUUCCGAUUGGAUUGCUAUAUUUAGGAAACCUCACUUUGCUUUAUAAAGAGAUCUUGCCGAGUUGUCACCCGCACGCUAAAAAGUGUUGCUGCCGGGACACAAAAGUCUGUACUUUUUAUUUUAUUUUUGUCGCCCCCAUUUCUCGGUUCUUUGUGGACUUCGCCAUGGGGAAGGAGACGCAAAUGGCCGACAUCCGCAAGAAGCUUGUGGUGGUGGGCGACGGCGCAUGCGGGAAAACGUGUCUCCUGAUCGUGUUCAGCAAAGACGAGUUCCCGGAGGUGUACGUCCCGACGGUGUUCGAAACGUACGUGGCGGACAUCGAGGUGGACACCAAGCAGGUCCAGCUGGCCUUGUGGGACACCGCGGGCCAGGAGGACUACGACCGGCUACGCCCGCUCUCCUACCCGGACACGGACGUCAUUUUGAUGUGCUUCUCCGUGGAUAGCCCGGACUCGCUGGAAAACAUCCCGGAGAAGUGGGUGCCCGAGGUGAAACACUUCUGCCCCAACGUGCCGAUCAUUCUGGUGGCCAACAAGAAGGAUCUCCGCAACGACGAGCACGUCAAGAACGAGCUGGGCCGGCUCAAGAUGGAGCCGGUGAGGCCCGACGACGGCCGAGUCAUCGCCGCGCGCAUCGGCGCCCACGACUAUCUGGAGUGCUCGGCCAAGACGAAGGAGGGCAUCUGGGAGGUGUUCGAGACGGCGGCGAGGGCGGCCUUACAAAAACAAAAGUCCCAACGGCCGAAUUUUCUCAAACGCUGCGUUUUGAUGUGACUUGAAGGCACCGGGGACUCGCCUAGACGUGUUGUUGAAGGCCUGUUCGGGGACCGGCCCUCCCUGGCGCAGCCAGCCUAAAAAUAAAAGAACAUUCGUGGCUCCAAAGACGUUGUUCUGGGCACACACAUGAUGCGGGAGUGUUUUGGACCCAGUCUUGGCUCACAUGAGCUGGACAUCACUGGUGGAGGAUUUAAAACACUACUUUUUUUUGCCUUUUAAAACUCACCACAUGUAGCCUCGAAAUCUCUGUAUGAUUCUGCCGGAAAUCAAAAAAUGAGUGAUAUAACAAAGCAGGUUUAUUGUUAUUGUUUUUGUUUUUGUUUUUACACACACAGAACUGGGUUUGAUUGGUUGGAACGGUGGAACAAGUGGUUAGUACAGCCGGCUUACAAUUCCGAGGUUGCGGGUUUGAAUCCAGGUUCCGGCCUACCCGGGCAGAGUUCGCAAAUGUUCUCCUCGUGCUUGCCAGUGGUUUCUCCGGUUACUCGCACAUUUUAAUUGAAGACUCAAAAUUGUCCAUAGGUGUGAAUGGUUGUGUAUAUAUCUGCCCUGUGAUUGGCUGGCAACCAGUCCAGGGUGUAUCCUUCUUACUCAAAAUCAACUGGGUUAGGCUCCACCUGCAACUCAGAAGUUUGGUGACAAGCAUUAGUAAUGAUACAUUAGCUCAUUAGCAGGCCACAACUACGAUCGAUCAGCUAUAUUAUAUCGGCAAUUAUGGAGGAACAAAAGGUGUGACGUGACAAUUUCUUUCAGCAACUGUUUCACUGUCCAAUUGCAUUGUUUUCAACACGGAACACCACGUGAAGAUUACUAGACUUGGGGCAAAUCACUUAAACAGCAUUUUCAUUCCUUCAACCACAAACUGUGCAUUUGUCUCUGUGGACUGAUUGUGGCAGUUAACAAGCCAAGAUAUCUUUUGCUAAUGGUAAAAUUAUGGAAAAAUCACAUUUUUAAAAAAAAUCCUUUUUUUUUGUGUUGGAUAGAGUCACCUGUUAUUUUUCAUUUCCGUUUGAAAAUGUAGAGAGUGCCCUCUUCAACAGUCUGCAUUUAAAGACUGCUCACAAUUGAAAGUAUUUGCUUGAAGACCACUGCCUGUCUGUUAAGGUUAAAGCCGGAAAGUUUGCACUUAUUUAUGUUCACUUGUUUUUAAAUUAAGGAAUUGUACAGUAGUGUUUUGCAAAGGCUUUAGUUUGAAAUGAUGCACUGUAUAGUGUUCAUUCGCGAUGUGCAUGAACUAAAUUUCCUUGUCACUAUUGGGGAAAAUGAAUGCGCAAGUCCCCCGAUUAAUUUUUACUUGGCCAGAAAGAGCUCUGCAAUUGUUAUAACUAGUUCACAUUAAAUGUUACAGUAUGUAACAAAUAGCAUGGCAUAGCUUCAAAGUCUAUGUACAGUUUUUUUCUUAGUCCACAUUGUACCACAGAAAUGUAAUACAGUAUUGUGGAUUCAGGACCAACAAUGCAGUCCAGUGCAAUUUUGCAAUUAUUAAUUAAACUGGGGUACUUUUUUUGUUUUGUCAUUCAGGUACUUUUUAAGCACCUUAUUGUCAUCACUGGUAACUAGUAACUAAUUUCUUGUUUGUUGGGAGGCCACCAGUUAAGUGUUGACUAAAUAGAAGAACAUAUUGUUAGAGCUGUCAAUAUUUAAAUUUGGACCUGAACCAAAUGCGUUUCUAAAUCCUGCAAUUUUGGUAGCACGGGACAGGAUUUAUUGGGUGUAAAAAGAGCUAUGAGCGUGAGUAGUAGCUCGUUGAGCAAAUUGCAUUCGCUCAAAUGAGACUAAGCCAUUUGAUGGCAGUGAAAAUAUGGAGUGAGGCAUUGCACGCCGAUUGCGCUGUUUUUAUUUGGAACGCUCUAAAAGUUGUAUGAUGAAUUAACUCAUUCAACUGAGACAUGCACAUUACUGUAUAUUAAUCCACUCGAGUGUCAGAGUAAUGACUAUGAAUGUAUUUCCUUUUUUGUGGACGAACAGUAUAACACUUGUGAUGCUUUUCAGUUGCUUUUUCUUGAGUAUAAUCAUUUUGGCUCAUCAGUCUCUACUCCAAAAUGUUGUGUAACUCUGCCUUUACGAGACAAUGGGGGUGCUUGUUUAAAUGACACAGAUUGGCGUCUUAACAGAGAACUGAUGUGCUGGGAAGAUUUUACAUCUGAUUUGAUCUUAGAUAGUGAAUCUUAAAUCACACUUGAGACUUGUUACUGCUGCUGGUAACAACUGUCUGUCAAAAUGUUUUUUGAAAGGGUAUCUUUUAUAAAACAUGAUGUAAGAGUCACAUUCCUGCCUGCCAUGUGUUGCUGGGCUUUUUGCUGACUUCCAGGGUAGGAAUGUAUUGUGCUGCUGAUUAUUCCCACACUAGCUCCCCUCUUGUCUGGAAUUGUCAGUUGAUUUGAAUUCAUAAAUAUUACUCAGACGGUCUUGUUUUCAUUUGUCCAUUUCUACAAUUAUGCUGAAGAAAAGUGCUGAGUGUGCCAAACUAAACCAUUUUAUGUAUAUGAGCAAUACAUACUUAUGCUGAAUUCUCUAGUUUUUAAUGGGGGAUUGGGAGCAUUUUAUUUUUUGUAAGCAAACAUGCAUUUUUCUGAUGAAAUGAAUAAAAAAUAUAUUACCAUCUAA
This is a messenger RNA of Phycodurus eques (leafy seadragon), 3395 nucleotides long. Its product is annotated as rho-related GTP-binding protein RhoB-like. The record is from RefSeq and is a predicted model, not a curated record. Gene Ontology annotation, biological process: small GTPase-mediated signal transduction. Lineage: Eukaryota; Metazoa; Chordata; Actinopteri; Syngnathiformes; Syngnathidae. The transcript has a single exon. Gene Ontology annotation, molecular function: GTP binding; GTPase activity. The coding region runs from base 177 to 785 and encodes 202 amino acids.